AUGGAUCAAGGUUUUAUAAAAAUUCGUCAUGAAAACAACGAAAUUUCCUUGCCUUUAUCGAAGAAUGGAAACUUGAAAUUAUCGGUUUUAAAACAAUAUUUUCCAAACGCGGUAGGUUUAACCUAUAUUACAAAUCGUCAAACACGUGGUGUUCUGAUAGAAUCUCAAGAAUUAGUAAUCAACCCUGCUAUUAAUUGUUAUGAUAUUCACAUAGGUUCAGAAUUUAAAAAUCCCAUCACAAGUAAGAAAAGGAAAAUUGUCGAAGACAUGCUAAGCAGAAUUUCAGAGGCUAAUCCCUCAACAUCUUCAAAAAUUAAGCCUCUAGAACCACUUUGUGGCUCAACUUCAAAAUCAGUCACCUUCAGAAGAAUUAGUAUUGGUUGGUUGCGGAAAACUGACAAUACGUAUGCGCAAGUGAAAGGAACUCUUGGAGGGAUCCGAGAGCUACGUCUCGAAGCCAGUAAAAAAUAUUUUGUUGAUGAUAUUAAAAAAUUAGCAAUCGAAGAAUUUGCUCAGGAUAAUGAGUUGUCUUUUGCUAAUUGUGACACCCAUCUCGGCCGUUUUAAUGGAACUAUUUUAUCUAGUUUUACUAAUAAUGCGGGAAAAGAAUGU
Messenger RNA from Cotesia congregata, 612 nucleotides. Lineage: Eukaryota; Metazoa; Arthropoda; Insecta; Hymenoptera; Braconidae. The record is from the annotation of a GenBank genome assembly.